CACAUGUGAAAAGAAUACUUGGACUUUUCAAGUCUCGAAGUUUCUUCCAACUAAACCAAGGUUCAGAGAAAUUCUAAGAUGAGCAAAAGAUAUUAAAAUCAAAUUGUGAUAUCCUUAACAAAAAUUGCAGGUGAAGUUGAUCUCAACCACCAUACACACAAUCAUGAAAAACCAUAUACAGUUCUUGUUUCUUUCUCACAUUCUUUUUAUAAUCAUCAGUUCUUGCUCUGCCGCCAGCUGCUAUGACACAGGAAACUUCACAAGUAAUAGUACUUACGCCAAUAAUCGCUACCAAAUCCUGUCUUCUCUGGCUUCAAAUGUCUCUUCUAAUGGCGGUUUCUUCACCACCAGCAUCGGCCUAGAACCCAACAAAAUAUACGCUCUCGGGCUUUGCAGAGGAGACUCAAACACAGAGUCUUGUUUCGGCUGUGUCAACUCCACCAGUCAAGAACUAAUGGCAGAAUGUCCAAACCAGAAAGAAGCACUUUCAUGGGGAGGUGAUCCUGAAUGUCUUGUACGCUACGCAAACCACUCGUUUUUUGGAAUACUGAAGUUUGAUCCUAGUGAUGCUGGCUAUAACAACAGCGACAUUAGUUCUGACUUUUCGGAUUUUGCUCAGAUAUGGGAUGUUUUGAUGGAUAGGAUGAUUGACAGAGCUUCAAGUGGCACUUCCAAGCUUAAGUAUGCAACAGGGGAAGCGAGGGUGAAUAAUUUAUUAUUUCAGGACAUAUAUGCACUGGUGCAGUGUACUCCGGAUCUGUCUCCGACUGACUGCAGCAAUUGCCAGAGAGCUAACAUAGCUCACUAUCAAUGGUUCGACUCCCCAAGGCAAGGAGGUUAUGUUUUCAGACCUAACUGUAUUUUCCGGUGGGGUUCGUAUCGCUUUUACAAUGCUUCGGCUUCUCCUCCUCCAGUCAAUGUAAAUGGUUUGGCAGAUGAUGGAAGCAUUGAACCUGGAACGAUUGCAGCCAUUGUUGUUCCUACAAUUACCCUCUUUGCAUUUGUUGUUGCUAUCACUUGCAUCAUUCUGAAGCGACGACGAAAGAAACGCGAUCAGGAGGUUGAGAUUGCGGAUGAGGUUGAUAGUGCGAAAUCCUUGCAAUUUGACUUCGCAACUAUAAGAAUUGCUACUGAUAACUUUUCUGCUGCAAAUAAGCUUGGACAAGGUGGAUUUGGAGCUGUUUACAAGGGCAAACUUCCUGAUGGACAACUUGUAGCAGUGAAGAGGCUAUCGAGACAUUCGAAUCAAGGAGAAGUAGAAUUCAAGAAUGAGGUGUUAAUGACUAAGCUUCAACACAGGAACCUGGUCAGGCUUCUGGGUUUCUGCUUUGCAGGAAAUGAAAGGCUUCUCAUAUAUGAGUUCGUACCCAAUUCGAGCCUCGAUCACUUCAUAUUCGAUCAAACAAAUCCUACCAUACUCAAUUGGGAGAUUCGUUACAGAAUCAUCUGGGGCAUUGCUCGUGGACUUCUUUACCUUCACGAGGAUUCUCGUCUACGAAUUAUUCAUCGUGAUCUAAAAGCGUCCAAUAUUUUGUUGGAUGAAGAAAUGAAUCCGAAAAUUUCAGAUUUUGGAAUGGCAAGAUUGUUUGCAAUGGAUCAAAUUCAAGACAAUACUAACAGAGUCGUGGGGACCUUUGGAUAUAUGGCUCCUGAGUAUGUAUUGCAUGGACACUUCUCUGCUAAAUCCGAUGUUUACAGCUUCGGGGUAUUGGUUUUAGAAAUCAUCAGCGGUCGAAAGAUCAGUCAUUCAGUAUACGGGGAAGAGGCCGAGGAUCUCCUGACCUAUGCCUGGAAAAACUGGAAUGGAGGGACGGCUUUAAAGUUGGCGGAUUCGAUACUGAGCGUGGGUUCCAGAAGUGAUGAGAUGAUGAGGUGUAUAAACAUUGGGCUACUCUGUGUUCAAGAGAAUGUAAGCAGGAGACCAACCAUGGCUUCAGUUGUUCAAAUGCUGAGUAGCUCUAAAGUUUCCCUUGCAGCACCACUAAGACCUGCAUUUUUCAGAGGCACAAGUGUGGUGUCUGAGGCUUCAACGUCGCUAACAAAGACAAAUCAAUCCAAAAGUGAGGCUUCUAUUACUGAGUUAGUACCUCGCUAAUGCUUCCUACAUUUUUGGAAUCUUGUUUUCUGUAUGGAGCCUGGUUUUGGGGCAUUUGUAUUUUUCGGCCUAUUUGUGGUUUAUCUAUUUACAAUGUAGAGUAAGGAUUUAUUCGUGCGUAUAACCUUAAAAGCUGCAACGAGUUGCACUCUCUCUCUGAAUAGCAAACAACUCUCCCCAACUCCAUGGAUGUAGGCACAAUUUGUUUUGUAAGAAUCCAGUCUCAUUUCCUUAUUUCUUUAAUAUAUCUAUAACUCAAUUAAAUAAGUUUGAGAUUUACUAGUUGA
Messenger RNA from Tripterygium wilfordii, 2382 nucleotides. Its product is annotated as putative receptor-like protein kinase At4g00960. Gene Ontology annotation, molecular function: protein kinase activity; ATP binding. The record is from RefSeq and is a predicted model, not a curated record. Gene Ontology annotation, biological process: protein phosphorylation. NCBI's taxonomy places the organism in Eukaryota, Viridiplantae, Streptophyta, Magnoliopsida, Celastrales, Celastraceae. The coding region runs from base 164 to 2095 and encodes 643 amino acids. The transcript has 7 exons.